AUGAAGACCCUUACCCUACUCCCUGGCCUUAUUAUUGCCGCCGCCGCUCUUCCAUAUAAGAACUUCGACCUUCAGUCCAGCCUCCUCACCGACCCAACAAAGCUAGCUGGUACAACGUUCGACUAUGUUAUUGCUGGCGGAGGCUUGACUGGGUUGACUGUCGCGGCCCGACUCACUGAAAACCCCAACAUCACCGUUCUUGUUAUAGAAAGCGGCUUUUACGAAUCGAACAAAGGCCCUAUCAUCGAAAACCUUAACGACUACGGUGGUGCAUUUGGUACUUCCGCCGACCACAGUUUCGAAACGGUCACGCUUGCCAUUCAUAACCGGACUGAGCUCAUUCGGUCAGGAAACGGGCUGGGAGGAUCAACCUUGGUGAACGGAGGCUCCUGGACCCGCCCACAUAAAGCGCAGCUUGACUCUUGGGAAAGCGUAUUCGGCAUGGAAGGAUGGAACUGGGACAGUCUGCUUCCGUACAUGAAGAAGAUUGAAAACUCUCGUCCCCCAACCUCUGAGCAGAUUGCUGCCGGACACCACUUUGAUGCCAGCUGCCAUGGUAUGAAUGGCACCGUUCAUGUUGGUUCCCGAGACACAGGAGAGAGCUUCUCGCCAAUGAUCAGAAGUCUCAUGAAUACUGGAGAGGCUAUGGGUGUUCCUGUUCAAAAGGACCUGGGCUGUGGUAUUCCUCACGGUAUCUCAAUGAUUCUCAACACUCUGCACGAGGAUCAAACUCGGUCGGAUGCUGCUCGCGAAUGGCUCCUUCCAAACUACAAGCGGACCAACCUGAAAGUCUUGACUGGUCAGAUGGUUGGACGUGUGUUGUUCAACAACGACUCAUCCAUUCCCAAAGCCACUGGCGUUAACUUUGGAACCCACAGGAAUGUCAAUUUUGAUGUCUAUGCUCGGCAGGAGGUCCUUUUGGCCGCCGGCUCUACUGUCUCCCCCCAAAUCCUUGAGCACUCUGGCAUUGGUUUAAAGUCUACCCUCGACAAUGUCGGCAUCGAACAGCUUGUUGACCUGCCAGUUGGUCUCAACCUUCAAGACCAAACUACCACGACUGUCAGAUCAAGUAUCAAAUCAAGUGGUGAGGGGCAGGGCCAGGCUGCCUAUUUUGCGACCUUCAAUGAGACUUUUGGUGACGAGGCCCCUCGUGCGCAUAAUCUUCUGAACACAAAAUUGGAAGUUUGGGCCAAGGACGUUGUGGCUCGCGGCGGUUUCCACAAUGAGUCAGCGCUCCUCAUUCAAUAUCAGAAUUACCGUGACUGGAUUGUCAGCACAGAUGUCUCCUUUUCCGAGAUCUUCCUUGAUACGGCUGGUAAAUUGAGCUUCGAUCUUUGGGACCUCCUCCCGUUCACCCGCGGAUAUGUGCACAUCAUGGACAGUGACCCCUAUCUGCGUCGCUUUGCAUAUGACCCCCAGUACUUCCUGAAUGAGCUUGACUUGCUCGGUCAAGCCGCAGCCUCAAAGCUGGCUCGUGAUCUUUCCAACGCAGGAGAAAUGACCCAGUACUUCGACGGCGAGACUAUUCCUGGAAACAAUCUGGCCUAUAACGCUACCCUCGACGACUGGGUGGACUAUGUCAAGCAGAACUUCCGUGCCAACUAUCAUGGCGUCGGUACAUGUUCUAUGAUGACCAAAGAGCUUGGUGGUGUCGUGGAUGCAACGGCUCGUGUUUAUGACGUUGAAGGUCUUCGUGUAAUCGAUGGAUCAAUUCCUCCAACUCAGUUGUCUUCUCAUGUUAUGACUGUCUUUUAUGGAAUGGCCGAGAAGAUCUCCGAGGCUAUCCUUUCUGACUAUCAUGCCCAGUCUGAGUGA
Molecule: messenger RNA, 1815 nt
Organism: Penicillium antarcticum
Lineage: Eukaryota; Fungi; Ascomycota; Eurotiomycetes; Eurotiales; Aspergillaceae
Product: GMC family oxidoreductase
Exons: 1
Coding region: 1-1815 (604 amino acids)
Molecular function (GO): oxidoreductase activity, acting on CH-OH group of donors; flavin adenine dinucleotide binding
Source: RefSeq, a predicted model, not a curated record